This is a messenger RNA of Aureobasidium melanogenum CBS 110374, 729 nucleotides long. RefSeq lists its product as uncharacterized. The annotation marks the transcript as partial. Lineage: Eukaryota; Fungi; Ascomycota; Dothideomycetes; Dothideales; Saccotheciaceae. The record is from RefSeq and is a predicted model, not a curated record. The transcript has a single exon.
GAUGCCUCCUUCCCCUUCAUGGAGCUUCCGCUUGAGAUCCGUCUUAUGAUCUACAAGCUCCUUCUCAAUGAGAAUUCCACCUCCCUUACCCUUCUCAUCCAAGGCCAUGCAGGGCAGGAGAUAGUUCGUCGUGGUUACCUCAAAAAGCAACCAAAGCCCAAUUCAGGAAGACAGAUUCUCUUGAAGAAAGUCCACAAACCCAGCGACGAGGACAUCACACACCUGCAGCCAGUCAUCUUGCGUGUGUCCAAAACCAUCUAUGACGAAGCAAUCUCCAUUCUCUACCGUCAGAUCCUCGAGUUCGAGCACCCCAUUGCUCUUAAAAAGUUCCUCUUCACCAUCGGUCCCAACAACCGUCUCCUGCUGCAGAACAUUGUUCUGCGCGGCUGGCAAGAUGACGAGUUUCCCGUCUGGCAGCAAGCAGUCUCAUCAGCUUUCGACAGACUCUUGACUGUCCAAAACCUGAGAAGCAUUCGCAUGGACCGCCACGUCUCUUCCAGCAGCGAUAUGCCUCUGAUGUAUCGUGACGAGUGGAAGCUGAACCAUGUCAAGCACUUCGAUGUGCGCGUUGAGUACUGGGCCCAGUGCAUUGACGCCGCCAAGGGCAAGGGAACCGCCAGAUCACUCCUGUCGUUCACCGACCGCAACUUUGGCUCGGAGGAUGAGAUUGCCGAAGGUGCCCAGGACUUUCUGGACCGCAAGAAGUUGUUCAUGGACAACCUGAAGCUC